Molecule: messenger RNA, 1235 nt
Organism: Saccostrea echinata
Lineage: Eukaryota; Metazoa; Mollusca; Bivalvia; Ostreida; Ostreidae
Exons: 4
Coding region: 21-881 (286 amino acids)
Source: RefSeq, a predicted model, not a curated record
AGAAUGUUUAAUUUUUCAGGAUGGGCUCGACCUGGACGAAGGUGUUUUGUAUUGUUUUAUAUUGUUUGCCACUUUUGGGACUGAACCUGUCCUCACAGCCGGACCCUGGAUUUCAGUUUAAUUGUUGGGAUCAAACGUGUUCGUUUCCUCAUCAAUAUUGUGACUUGGAUGAGAAAAGGUGUUUAUUUUGUUCGGAUGACCUUUGCGAAUCGAAGGAUUUUCCUUUACAGUGCCGCUCAUACUGCCAAGGUGUAAAACUAACAUACAGUGUUCCUGAAUCGUCCACAAAUUCAACGAAAGGAAUACACAAUUUUGAAGAUAUGCCAGGUGGUAUUGAAACCGCUUUGUGGCUGAUUUUCGGCGUCUUACUCAUCAUUCUGGUCGUCAUUGGGGUACUUGUUGUUAUGUUCUGUCGCUCGAAACACAAUAUACAGAGGCAAUAUAAAUAUAUAACAAAUCCCACAGAAACCGACGAAUUAACACACACUGUUAGAGUACAAUCAGAUAAUGAUGAUCAUCUGAAAAGAAGUGAUCUAGUUUUAAUUUUAAAUGAAAAGGAAUCUCUAUCUACAAGAAAUAUGUCACAACCAGAUAGCCAAAUCUCAAUGUCUUCUGGUGGUUCUCCUACGUCAUCAAUUACACAACCGGAAGAAGAUGGACACUCCCGACAACAUGAGCAUCACAUUGAAACAGAGCUACUUAAAAAUUCAUACGGUGAAGAUAGGACGAUAGCUUCAGAUGACGACAGUGGUUUCACUGAAGAGAGACGUUCGACAAGACCCGUGAAACCUUCACCAGAUUUUCCAUCAUUGCAAAAAUCUGAAUUUCAAGAAGAUACUUCUUUAAAACAAUUAACACUGUCAAAAUUGAUAGAUAAUUAACUCUGAUUUCAAAUCAUGAUCUCGUCCAUUCUCCGUCCAGACAUUUCACAUAGAGACAGAUGUUAUAACGGGGCAUCCUCUUGAAGUGUUUUAGCUCUGUUCAAAGAGUGUUAAAAGCUUUUCAGUGUGGAAUUUUUCGACUUUUUAAACAUUAAAUUACCAAUAAAGGCUAGGGAGAGGGUGCAAUAAGUUUCAUUUAAGCCCAAUCCUUUUGUUAUAUUGUAAAUUACAAAAAAAAAAAAAUGGUUCAAACCAAUAAAGGCUUAACACUGGUGGGAGUUACUGCUUUAUAGAAGUUUAUUUAAUAUUCAGUUGUAUUCAAAACUAGGAGCAAUGUGGACACUGCUUCUGACU